Messenger RNA from Hyposmocoma kahamanoa, 2680 nucleotides. RefSeq names its product BAG family molecular chaperone regulator 2. The transcript is spliced from 4 exons. Gene Ontology annotation, biological process: protein stabilization. The record is from RefSeq and is a predicted model, not a curated record. Gene Ontology annotation, molecular function: adenyl-nucleotide exchange factor activity; protein-folding chaperone binding. NCBI's taxonomy places the organism in Eukaryota, Metazoa, Arthropoda, Insecta, Lepidoptera, Cosmopterigidae. The coding region runs from base 107 to 709 and encodes 200 amino acids.
CGGAAAACUGUGGAAUUUACUGGAUAGUACUUAUUUAUCUUUUAUCAAAUCGUCGUGGAUAACGAAAGUAAAUCUGGCUUUAUCAAAACCGGUCGAUUGUCUAAACAUGGAGGUGGAUCAGUACGCGUUAGAUUUCUCUUAUGGUGGAGAAAGUUCCCGGCUGCCUCUCAUCGACGAAACGUCGGCAACGGGAAGUCAGCCGCCGAAAGACAGGUUGAUUGCAGUGCUAGACCAAGUAGAGCUGCGUGUGGAAAGACUGCGACGAGACACGGCGCGUAUUGAGGAGGAGAAAGACUCUUUGCUGUCUACUCUGGAUAGUAUUAAACACUCGGAUCUGCUUAAUGAUAUCACGGAAUGCGAUAAAGAUGACAUAACGCGGUACGCGGACCGCAUUUUAGCGCGUGCGAUGACUGUCGAGGUGGCCGUGCGCACCGACCGCGACGCGCAGCAGGAAGAGGCGCUGCACCAGGUGAACAUGUACAUCGAUCAACUAGUAAUGUCGGUGCAGGAAGACGCUGUCAUAGCACACACUAGGUGUCAAACGUACAUGAACGCAUGCACUUCACUACCCGAUCCCAGCACUGGCACGGACAAGAACUUUGAGACAGCAAUCUUGGGAUGCACUUUGGAUGACCAAAAGAGAGUCAAGAAACGCCUACAGGGCUUACUAGAGUACUUUGCAAAGCUUAAUGUUACUUCUUAUUCGUGAGUAGAGGAAUGUAUGAGUAAGCUAAAUAUUUAGCUCCAUUUUUUGGCACUGCCAGCAUUCUUUUGUUUCGGGGACUAGGAAUGAAAGGGAUUUUGUCGGUUGCUAUAUAUCCACGCUAUACAGUACCAGUUUAUAUACCACAGUAUAAAUGAUAGUUGUAACAUACUUACUAUACUUAUGGUAAGAUUUUAAUUAAUAUACAUAUACAUUAACAUAAUUGUAUUCGUUUAUUUCUGUAAACUGCCAGAAUAAUUGUGCUGUCAAUAGAAUUGUUUAUUGCAUGUCCUGUAUUCUCAAACAUUUCGUUUUUUUUAUUGAAAAGAAGAUAUGUCUUGUGAUCUAUUUUCUAUUAAAUAUUACGAAUACGUCUUUUAGAAAUAAUCUUGAUUCAUUCCUACGUCCACAUCAUGGUGGUUUACAAGCUUUGGCAAAUGUGAUAAUGUGUAUACUUAGAAUUUUUUUUUCAAGGAAGAUAAACCAAAUAGAAUCGUUUUUAUCGUUAAUCGUUAUUGGCUUUGAUUUGACAUCUACGUCAUAUUGAAAACAGGACAGGUGUGUACAAUGUAUGCACUGAGCAAGCAUUCCAAUUGUUUUAUCUUCCAUUAUUGAAAAAAAUCCAUUGUGUGUUUUUGAUGUCGUUUCUUAAGUUAGAAAGGCUUCGGGACUUAAUAAAUUUGUCAAAGUUUCUAAGCAUCUUUCACUAUUUUUUAUAAUUUUUCUUAGUUUUUAAGGUGCGUGUUCCACUAUUCAGACAUCUGACCUCCGGUUAUUGUCGGGUGCGAUGUUGAAUUUCGUUUAAAUCGGAUGAGUAGUAUAGCGGGUAUAAUUAACCAUGAAUUUCCACAUUGAACAAUCGCUUUGCUAAAGAAUCUUAGGGCGUCCGUAAAUACGGUCAGAAAAAACUUCAUAUCCAUGUAAUAAGAGCAAAAAAACGUACGUUUUGCUAUGACGAUGCAAGCGGAAAUGAAUCGCGUGGUCUUUUUCACUUUAACUGCGUGGAUUUAUUUUUUUUCUGACCGGCUCGAGCUGAUUCCGCUUAAUAAGUGUGGUGACACCUUUACGGUGACACUAGAAUGGAAAAGCAUUGUCGAUGACCUUCUAGGAUGUUGCUUGAUUUAUGCAUUCACAGGACAUUCUAUAUAAUUGUCCAUAACUUUGGAUUUGUAUUUGAAGUCCAGAUUGCCAGCACCAGGCAUGUAGCGCCUGGGUGCAAUCAAUACCCUAGCAGCCUCUAGUAUACACGCGAUCAAAAUGACAUACUUACAGUUAUAUUUUCCCCAGUGAUCGGAAGUUCGGGUGCAAAUGGUGAAGUUAUAAAUGAUGAUAUACCCGUUUUAAUAAGACUCGCGCCCUUGUGCGCCGCUCACCCUGCACCAUAGGUAAAGUCGAAACUAGAUAAUUUGAAUAAAAUUAGUACAAAUUGAGUGGGAUAUCGUCUAAAACUUAUCGAAAAGAAUUUCUACACUGUACAACAAUUAAUUAUCGUGCACUCACCUAAUGGAAUGAUGCCAACAUUUUCAUUAUCUCAAUUCACUAGUGACAAUUUGUUAAUUGUCACGUUAUUUUGUUUCAAGUUGCUUAAUUCGUCAUGCGUCCUACGGAUACACGGUGUCUCUAACGCGGAGCUGUGUUUCCAAAAUUCAAAAUUACCAAAAUUGUUAGGGACACCACGUGUCUCCCAGUGUGUCAGAAAAUCCUAGAAGCUCACCCGACAGUACGACCGUCUUAGCUUUUGAAGUAAAGCUAUCAGAGCGAAUUGGUUGUUGUGUGGAAUUGGUCGUAUCCUUAGUUCCGUAUAUUUGUGUAUUCUCUUAUUCGACUGCUGCGAAGCCAAAGGGUAUCGAGUUGAGACGAAAACCACGAAUAGAGACGAAAUGUCAUUUAAUUUGUUUGAAAACUAUUCUGCGAAGUCAUUACGGUGACAAAUGCACUCCGAUUGGCCAGCCCGAAUUCGAAACAAGUGACGGGUGU